CUGCGGAGUCACGUGAGCCGAGUAAUAUGGCGGCUACCCAGUGAAAGCUACCGGCGCCUGGUCGGAGCUGGUCUCGUGAGCAGUUAGGUGGUGCGGGUGGAGUGUGGGACAGAGGGGUCCAGGCCCGGGUUCUGGCGCAUCGCGCGACGGCAGAGCGAGACAGGCAGGCUCGGGGCGGCGUGGUCCAUGAGCCGGCGCCGGUGGCAGCGCGGAGCCGCAGACUCCCCUGGCCCUGGCGUGGUCCCGGCAGCCACGGGCUGAGUCGCGAGGCUCCAGGACCCAUCCCAAGCUGCCGCUAUGAACCCCGAGAAGGACUUCGCGCCGCUCACGCCCAACAUCGUACGAGCCCUUAAUGACAAGCUAUACGAAAAGCGGAAAGUGGCAGCGCUGGAGAUAGAGAAGCUGGUGCGGGAGUUCGUGGCCCAGAACAACACCGUGCAAAUCAAGCAUGUGAUCCAGACCCUGUCUCAAGAGUUCGCCCUGUCCCAGCACCCCCACAGCCGGAAGGGGGGCCUCAUCGGCCUGGCCGCCUGCUCCAUUGCACUGGGCAAGGACUCGGGGCUUUACCUGAAGGAGCUGAUCGAGCCGGUGCUGACAUGCUUCAAUGACGCGGACAGCAGGCUGCGCUACUACGCCUGCGAGGCCCUCUACAACAUCGUCAAGGUGGCCCGCGGCGCCGUGCUGCCCCACUUCAACGUUCUCUUCGACGGGCUGAGUAAGUUGGCUGCUGACCCAGACCCCAAUGUGAAAAGUGGAUCUGAGCUCCUAGACCGCCUUUUAAAGGACAUUGUGACGGAGAGCAACAAGUUCGACCUGGUGGGCUUCAUCCCCUUGUUGCGGGAGAGAAUUUACUCCAACAACCAGUACGCACGGCAGUUCAUCAUCUCCUGGAUCCUGGUUCUGGAGUCCGUGCCAGACAUUAACCUGCUGGAUUACCUGCCUGAGAUCCUGGACGGACUCUUCCAGAUCCUAGGUGACAAUGGCAAAGAGAUUCGGAAAAUGUGUGAGGUGGUUCUUGGAGAAUUCUUGAAAGAAAUUAAGAAGAACCCUUCCAGCGUGAAGUUUGCUGAGAUGGCCAACAUCCUGGUGAUCCACUGCCAGACCACAGAUCCACUGAUUCCCCUUCCAGAUGACCUGAUCCAGCUGACAGCCAUGUGCUGGAUGCGGGAGUUCAUCCAGCUGGCUGGCCGGGUGAUGCUGCCCUAUUCCUCUGGGAUCCUGACCGCUGUCCUGCCCUGCCUGGCCUACGACGACCGCAAGAAAAGCAUCAAGGAGGUGGCCAAUGUGUGCAACCAGAGCCUGAUGAAGCUGGUCACCCCUGAGGAUGACGAGCCAGAUGAGCUGAAGCCAGCAGUACAGAGGCAGAGCGAACCCAACCCCAAGGACUCAGUGGCAAAGCAGGCUGGGGCAGCCAGUGGAGGCCCUGAUGGCUCUUGUGACUCGAGCUUCAGUAGCGGCAUCAGUGUCUUCACUCCAGUCAGUACUGACAGGGCCCCAGUGACCCUGAACCUCGACGGGAUCGUGCAGGUCCUAAACUGCCAUCUCAGUGACAUGACAAUUGGGAUGAUGACCCGAAUUGCAGUUCUGAAGUGGCUUUACCACCUCUACAUCAAGACUCCCCGCAAGAUGUUCCGGCACACAGACAGCCUCUUCCCCAUCCUACUUCAGACCCUGUCGGAUGAAUCUGAUGAGGUCGUCCUGAAGGAUCUGGAAGUGUUGGCAGAAAUUGCUUCCUCCCCUGCAGGCCAGACGGAUGAGCCAGGCCCAGCUGAUGGCCCUGACCUCCGAGUCAGCCACUCAGAGCUUCAGGUGCCCACCCCCAGCAGAGGCAGCCUGCUGAACACUGCCAGUACCAAAGGCUUAGAAUGCUCUCCUUCCACUCCCACCAUGAACUCCUACUUUUAUAAGUUCAUGAUCAACCUUCUGCAGAGGUUCAGCAGUGAACGGAAGCUCCUGGAGGUCAGAGGCCCCUUCAUCAUCAGGCAGCUGUGUCUCCUGCUGAAUGCAGAGAACAUCUUUCACUCAAUGGCUGACAUCCUGCUCCGGGAGGAGGACCUCAAGUUCGCCUCCACCAUGGUGCACACCCUCAACACCAUCCUGCUCACCUCCACUGAACUCUUCCAGCUGAGAAACCAGCUCAAGGACCUGAAGACUCUGGAGAGCCAGAACCUGUUCUGCUGCCUCUACCGCUCCUGGUGCCACAACCCAGUCACCACAGUGUCCCUCUGUUUCCUCACCCAGAACUACCGCCAUGCCUAUGACCUCAUCCAGAAGUUCGGGGACCUGGAGGUCACUGUGGAUUUCCUCACGGAGGUGGACAAACUGGUGCAGCUGAUCGAGUGCCCCAUCUUUACAUAUCUGCGCCUGCAGCUUCUGGACGUGAAGAACAACCCCUACCUGAUCAAGGCGCUGUACGGCCUGCUCAUGCUGCUGCCCCAGAGCAGUGCCUUUCAGCUGCUCUCACACCGGCUCCAGUGUGUGCCCAACCCUGAGCUGCUGCAGACUGAAGACAGUCUGAAGGCUGCCCCCAAGUCCCAGAAAGGAGACUCUGCCAACAUUGACUACACAGAGCUGCUGCAGCACUUUGAGAAGGUCCAGAACCAGCACCUGGAAGUGCGGCACCAGCGGAGUGGGCGUGGGGACCACCUGGACAGGAGGGUUGUCCUCUGACAUGCUGCCCAGCACAGCAUGGUGAAGGGCCUACUGAGGGGCCCAGGAAGCACUCAGGGGCUUCAGGCUGUCCCCAGGAACGUGAGGAUCCCCCAGCACUAUCAGGUGCACCCGGGCUUCAGACAGCUGGUUUCCCACCAAGGUGGGGCCCAGCCUCUGCAGUCUCUCUGUCAUGCCCCUCUGUGAAUUGAGCUGAGCUCCUGCACCUGGCCUUGUGCGGCACUGUGUGUACACAUGUGACAUGGGCACGUACAUGGGCGUGUGUGUAUAUAACCGUAUGCACAUGGGACCAGUGUGGAGAUCUCUAGUGAGUAAAUGCUCAUCCCUCUCCCCGCCCCAAUAAAGAAAUGACUCAAACGCUAA
This is a messenger RNA of Cavia porcellus (domestic guinea pig), 3033 nucleotides long. RefSeq names its product VAC14 component of PIKFYVE complex (gene Vac14). The record is from RefSeq and is a predicted model, not a curated record. The transcript is spliced from 19 exons. Bases 298 to 2670 code for a protein of 790 amino acids. Gene Ontology annotation, biological process: phosphatidylinositol biosynthetic process. Lineage: Eukaryota; Metazoa; Chordata; Mammalia; Rodentia; Caviidae. Gene Ontology annotation, cellular component: endosome membrane; PAS complex.